AUGACGACGAGAAUACGAGACGAACUGGAGCGUUCGUGGCCGAAGAACAACAACAAGAUGAUGAUGAAAAUGACGCCGCUCCGGGCACUCGCGGAGAACGCAAAACGCGUCCUCGCAGAGACGAAGAAGUUUCUCGACGAAUUCGAUGAGGAUGGAAUCAAAGACGAUGAUAAAGACAUCGACCGCGCGAGGAAAGAGAUUGAACAACUCGCGGGAGAGAUGCGAAGCGAAAAAGAGGACGUGGAACUGUCCUUUUAUUACCACGGAGACGAGGAGGAGGAGGAGGACGCUGUAUCGUCAUCGUCUUCACUAAGCGAGAGGAAGAAGAGGAACACAUUCGCUGAAAAGUUCUUAGGUGGGUGUUUCCCGGGUGGAGUGGAGGUGAAGAAAAAUGUUGCUGCGACCGCCGCCGCGGCGCUGCGGAUACGCGUCUUCGAUCGAUUUUCAUCAUCAUCAUCAGAAGAAGAAGAAGAGGAAGAAAAGUGGAUGACGGAUGCGAUCGAGUUCAUCGAGAAAGCGAGGAAAUCGAACGCGUUUUUGAUUAUAGAAAACUGUGGAACGGAAGAGAAAGCGCGGGAGAUACGCGCGGAGUUGUAUUCGGGCGCGAUGGCGUUUUCUGCGAAAAGGAGCGAAGAGGAAGAGUUUGUGUUUUGCUUGGAAGGUGGGAUAGUUUUGGAGGAUGAAGAGAAAGGAGCGAAUGCGACAUACAUUCAGGAGGGAGAGGAGAAGAAGGAGAACGGGAAGAACAAGAACAAGAAUGAAGGUGGCGGAUUGUUUGCGUCGGGGUCGGAGGAUAGCGAUUCUUUGUCGUCGGAUGAAGAGGACGUAGCGAGGAUAGAGAGAUUGAGCAUUAAUAAUAUUAAUGAUAGAGAUAUAGCGACGUGUAAACGUGCGCAGGCAAACAUUUCGAAUGCAUUCAGAGCAAUGUGCUUAGAACGCGCUGAAAGUAUAGCGCUGAGAUAUGCGCCGAUGAGAGAAAGAAUUUACGCAAAGUUGAAAGAAAAAGCAAAGGCAAAGAAGAAAGAGGAGAAGGAGAAGAAGAACAAUCAACAAAAAAGAUUUGACGUGUCGAACGACGAGCCGGUGAGAAUGCCGGCAAACGCCUCCUCGCCGCUGGUAAAAAAGAGUAACUUUCAGAUCAUCGAGAACAAUAACGAAGUGGCGUCUGCGAAAAAAGACGGCCCCGGCGUCAUGAGCUUUCUCGAUUGGAUGGGAGGCGAUGGAAACGACGAGGUUCCCCUGAGCGAGCAAAAAGGCAUUUCCUAUCAAUCGAAAGCAGAUGCAGCGAGAAUAAAGGCUUUAGAAGCAGCUUUACGUGAGCUAAACCCAGACCAUCCCUUGUUGAUGUUCUGUCCGGCGCCUAAAACUUGA
Bathycoccus prasinos is the source of this 1371-nucleotide messenger RNA. RefSeq lists its product with no specific name. Bases 1 to 1371 code for a protein of 456 amino acids. The transcript has a single exon. Lineage: Eukaryota; Viridiplantae; Chlorophyta; Mamiellophyceae; Mamiellales; Bathycoccaceae. The record is from RefSeq and is a predicted model, not a curated record.